This is a messenger RNA of Pisolithus orientalis, 1094 nucleotides long. RefSeq lists its product as uncharacterized. The coding region runs from base 278 to 901 and encodes 207 amino acids. Lineage: Eukaryota; Fungi; Basidiomycota; Agaricomycetes; Boletales; Pisolithaceae. The transcript has 6 exons. The record is from RefSeq and is a predicted model, not a curated record.
UUCUCUUGGCUUUUCAAUCCGUGGCUCUGCGCCGUACAAUUAUCCUGGCUUGCGAGACCUGCGGGGGGGAACACGAAACACGUAGAUAGUCUUGAGUGUUGUAUUUUUUGGCCAUCGCGGAGUGCCCCACAAGUUCCCCCCUCAUCCCCUCCUACAUUCGGACCAUAUCGAAACGUCACCUUCCCUUCACACACUCCGAGUGAAACCCUCUCAACACCUCUGCCCGCUUCUUCAUCAAUCUAUUCGUGCAGAAGCAUUCUCAUCAGCCCGUAUAACUAUGGGUUCGCCAAAGAAAGGCUCAGCCGUCAAGGGUCUCGCAGCAAGUGGGGGGGAUUCUCCCAGACCAACCAGGACCGCCGCGGAACUCGCAAGAGAGAAGAAGUUGCGAGAUGACCCUAUGGCGGAGGUUCACGGACCCCUCUUCGUAACUUGCAAGCGAUGUGGCAACCGCAUCAAGUUGUCACCCAAGAGUUCCUACGAUCCAUUCCAUUGGACAAAACAUCGCGAACGAUGUCUCCGGAAACCUGUUGGUCAGACCCAGCGCCAUACCCCAAAGGAAACAACGCCCCCCGCCACCAAAAAGUCCUCGCCGUCAUCUUCAAAUACAGACGGUGACAAUGUAACUCCACCUCCUCUGACGCCCCAAGAUGAACGCGCAGCAAAUACAUCUGAUGUCUUCAAGCUAAAAUCUCCCUCUCCCCAUGAUGACAUCAACAUUCCAACACAUUCUGCUACUUUCCCCGUCACAGAACGAUGGCAGUCGUGGAACUGGUCGGAGUUGCGAUAUCCAAAAUGGCUGACCGAUACCAACCUCAUGCCUGUUGGUGAGCGUUCCCCGACUUCCACGCUAUCCCUCCAUCCGGGAAAGCCUGACCAAGACAAUCCCUCACUACCCACGUGACCGCAAUUCUUUUCACCUAGGGACGGCGUCCCACCCACCUGUUUUCGCUUUCAUACACUACCACACUUCUAACAGCGCUAUCUCGUCCUCUCGUCUAUCUUUACAUAAAAGCAUCGGCUCGUAGUCAUCUCACUCUAGUCUUGCAUAAGAAUAACCGUAUCACGUUCCUGUAUAUACCAGGAUGACGAUUUUA